AUGCUCGCCCUUUUCUUUCCUUCUUUCUUCUGGCUUGGCUUCUGCUCCCUCCCAUCCCUUGCCGUCACCUCUCCCUUCCCCCCCUCGUACUGUGUGCAGUACCAGUACUCUGUACAGACACAUGCGGCGGCGACACGUCCUUCUCACCUCCCCCCCCCCCCCCCCCUCGUCGUCCUUUUGCCCCCUUCCAGGGUUCGUGAUGCAGCCUCUUCUGCGACAGGCAAGGCGCAAACCCGACAGUUGGGAACUGGUGGUGUGGUCUCGUCGCGAAUUGGCCGGCCAGCCCGCAGCUGCAUGCCUGCCUGCCUGACGGUGUCCGCCCGGCGCCUCUCCAACGCCAUGAAUGGACGAGAUGCCUUGCCAUCUCACCAAGGCCCUGCAAGUUCCAACAUGCUGCAACCUGGUCGGCCCCCCUCCCUUGCGUUUUUUCUUCUUUUUUCGCUCUCCUCUGCUGUUUUAUGUUUGGAGGGCGUGGCUCGCACAGAGGGGGGAAGGGGAAAAACAAAAGGGCCUGGUGACGGCGGCGCUGCGGGCACAACAGAACAGGCGAUAUCGUCGUCGCCCUUCUCGAAUGUGCGUGACCGGGGUGUCGAGGAAGAGCCGCGUGGUUUGUUGCAGGAGGGGGUGAUGAACGGCGAGAGAUAA
Molecule: messenger RNA, 645 nt
Organism: Trichoderma aggressivum f. europaeum
Lineage: Eukaryota; Fungi; Ascomycota; Sordariomycetes; Hypocreales; Hypocreaceae
Exons: 1
Coding region: 1-645 (214 amino acids)
Source: RefSeq, a predicted model, not a curated record